This is a messenger RNA of Aspergillus ruber CBS 135680, 1276 nucleotides long. Its product is annotated as COG2 family protein. Gene Ontology annotation, biological process: intra-Golgi vesicle-mediated transport; protein transport; Golgi organization. Gene Ontology annotation, cellular component: COG complex; membrane. The transcript is spliced from 3 exons. The record is from RefSeq and is a predicted model, not a curated record. NCBI's taxonomy places the organism in Eukaryota, Fungi, Ascomycota, Eurotiomycetes, Eurotiales, Aspergillaceae. Bases 112 to 990 code for a protein of 292 amino acids.
GGCUUGAUAUCGAAGACACCUCAGGCAGAAACGCCAAUCUUAUCCCGCAUCUCACUUCGGCCACCUCCCUUGAACAAACUAUGCAAAUCGCAAGAUAUAAACAAAAUCGAAAUGGUGGAUAAACCUCCGUUCCCCGACUCUGACGGGUCCUCCGACUUUGACGAAGACACCUCCACCCUCCCAUUCCCAGAACCCCUCUCACGCGCCUCCUUUCUAACCCCCGACUUCGACCCAGCGCAAUACCUCUCCUCCCUCCAAAACCGUCAUCAAAGCCUCGAAGACCUGCGCCAGGAACUGCGCGACCUAGAUCAAUUGCUCAGCAGGGAAUUACUCGAUCUCGUCAACGAGAACUACCAGGAUUUCCUAUCGCUCGGAAACGCGCUGCACGGUGGGGAGGAAAAGGCAGAGGAAGUUCGCGUAGGACUGUUGGCGUUUCAGCGGGAUGUGAAUGCGAUCAGGGAUAAGGUCGAGGCUCGACAGGUUGAGGUAGAAGGAUUAUUGGGGGAGAAGAAGCAGCUGAGGAAGGAUGCGAAUGUUGGGCAGGCAUUGUUGGAUGUUGCGGAGAGGAUUGAGGAGUUAGAGCAGAGGUUGAUGAUUGGGGAGAAGAAUAGCCAGGGUCCCCGCGAAGAGUCGGAUGAGUCGGAUGGCUUCCUGGAAGAGAGUGAUGAGAGUGAGAGUGAUGAUGGGCAGGCCCGCCAGGGCACUGCGGCUGCCGUCUCGCUGAAGCGACUUGAGCAUCAUAUCCAGAAAUACGUCGCCGUCACACGGUUAUCUGCGCGCAUUGGGGAUGAUCACCCAUUUCUGCUCAGCCAACAACCGCGGGUAAAUAAGAUCCGAUCCGCUGUGCUCCACGACCUUAAGACAGCUCUUGAGCAGGCUAAGAAUGCUGGCGAGAAACGUGAUUCGAAGAUGUUAUCGGUUCUGGGUCUCUACAAGCUGAUGGGCGAAGAUCCCAGCGCAAUCACUGCGCUGAAGAAUCUCAAGUUAUAGACUGCGCCAUGGUCCGAGUUCCUUGCAUAGCGGUGGCGUUUGGGUUCUAGCUUCUUUUCAUUUUCAUGUCUCAUCCAUAGACAGGUAUAUAUCGCAAAAACUCAUUACCGUGAUACACCGUUCCCUUUCCUAAAAUGACAUAAUUUGUACACGAAUGAAAUUGUCAGACAUGAAAGACUAUUUUACACGCCACGCAAAGCCGUGGUAUCUGGCGAGUCAUCCGACUUGAACUCGCCAUUCAAGCUGAAGCCAGCACCGUGCGUCGAACUCAGCACCUAAUUAAUAU